CUUUCCGCUUCCGAAGCCAUUCGCAUACGCUCUGUUCAAGCCUUUACUCUGGCAACCAUGAGCGUACUGCUGGAGACAAGCUUGGGAGACCUGGUGCUCGAUCUCGACGUGGACCGAGCUCCGAAGACGUGCGAGAACUUCCUCAAGCUCGCAAAGGCGUACAAGUACAACUACUGCGCCUUCUUCAGCGUGCAGAAGAACUUCCUCGCCCAAACGGGUGACCCUUCCUCCUCUGGCAAAGGAGGAUCAUCUAUUUGGAACCUCUUGCCCAAGAACUCGCCUCAGUAUGAUCCGUCACCAUACUUCCGGCCAGAGCGGAGUCCGCACCUCAAGCAUCGCACUAAGGGCACGGUCUCCAUGGCGCUCUCUCACGCCGGCAAAGGCAAGGCCGAAGACGAUCUAGUGGCAGGGUCUCAAUUCUUCAUCACACUGGCAGACAACAUCGAGUACCUCGACGGCAAGCAUGCUCCCUUUGCAAUGGUAGUUGAGGGUCAGGAAGAGGGGGAGACGCUAGACAAGAUCAAUGCCUCCUUCACUGAUGACGACGGUCGGCCUUUGAGAGACAUCAGAAUCAAGCAUGUGAUUGUUUUAGACGACCCAUUUGAAGACCCCGUGGGGUUGUCUGUCCCAUCUCGUACGCCUUCUCCGACUCCCGAACAGCUCGCCGCCAUCCGUCUCGGGGAUACAGACGAGAUUGAAGACAACCGUCCUGAAGAUGAAAAGGAGGAAGCCCGGCGCAAGGCCGACUCCUCCGCCGCUGCUCUCACCCUUGAAAUGGUCGGCGAUCUGCCAUUUGCCGAGAUCCGUCCUCCAGAGAAUAUUCUCUUUGUCUGCAAGCUCAACCCGGUCACCCGCUCUGAAGAUCUAGAGCUCAUCUUCAGUCGCUUUGGCAAGAUUCUCAGCUGCGAGGUGAUCAAAGACAAGAAGACCGGCGACUCGCUGCAGUAUGCCUUCAUUGAAUUCGACGAGCGGGAGAGCGCAGAGCAGGCCUACUUCAAGAUGGACGCGGUCCUCAUCGACAAUCAGCGUAUACGAGUCGACUUCAGUCAGUCGGUUUCAAAGCUCCACUCCAGAUGGAUCGAGGAUAGGACAGGCAAGAAGCCACCUGGAGGACGUAGUGGAGAAUCAGAUGGUGGAAGGAGAGCGUUCAGUCCUCCUUCAAGAGGGUCUAGCAACACACCCCGGGGCGGUAGCGGUAGUGGUAUGAUGUUCGACAUGGAUGAGCUGGCAUCGCGAGAUUCGCACAGACGUGACGCUCCACCGCCUUCACGACGAUACGAUGAUCGCAGAGACGAUAGAUCAAGAGGCGGCGACCGUGACUACAGAAGAGAGUAUUCAGAUCGUCGGCGAGGCGACGCAUAUGAUCGGAAGCCAGAGCAUAGGGGAGAUAGGGAUCGUGAUCGGUAUGACCGUUCGGCAGGCACUCGGCCGAGAGACGACUAUCGUACCGAGGACCGGAGGCGGAGUGAUCGCGACGAUGGCUAUCGGCGAGACCGGGAACACGCUCGAGACAGGGACUAUCGUGCGCGUUCGCCGAGACGUUAGCUGAUUAGGCGUCUUCAUAUGGUACAUUUCUUUCUCU
Molecule: messenger RNA, 1582 nt
Organism: Microstroma glucosiphilum
Lineage: Eukaryota; Fungi; Basidiomycota; Exobasidiomycetes; Microstromatales; Microstromataceae
Product: cyclophilin-like protein
Exons: 3
Coding region: 58-1545 (495 amino acids)
Biological process (GO): protein peptidyl-prolyl isomerization
Cellular component (GO): nucleus
Molecular function (GO): peptidyl-prolyl cis-trans isomerase activity; RNA binding
Source: RefSeq, a predicted model, not a curated record